AUGCAUUGCAUGAUCUGUGAUCGAAAAGAAAAAACAUUUCUUUUGCUGAAGAAAUUCCAUAUUUUACGUCGAAAGGUCACCGAAUUUCCUCCCUAUCUAUCUAUCUAUCUAUCUAUAACAGACAUUCAUUUGUCUCUCCCCCUCUCCCUCUCUCGGCCUCCUGACCGUAGAUAUUUCUCAGUCUGUUCAUGUUUAUCUAUCUAUCUAUCUAUCUAUCUAUCUAUCUAUCUGUCUGUCUUUCCACCUGAGUCUGUUCUUUAUCUAUCUAUCUAUCUAUCUAUCUAUCUAUCGAUCUAUCUCAUUCUGUUCAUAUCUAUCUAUCGAUCACAUUCUUAUCACAUCUAUCUAUCUAUCUAUCUAUCUAUCUAUCUAUUUGAUUCUUUUAACAUCUAUCUAUCUAUCUCAAUCUGUUCAUAUCUAUCUAUCGAUCACAUUCUUUUCACAUCUAUCUAUCUAUCUAUCUAUCUAUCUAUCUAUCUAUCUAUCUAUCUAUCUUAUUCUGUUCAUAUCUUUCUCAUUCCGUUCAUAUCUGUCUCAUUCUUUUCACAUCUAUCUAUCUAUCUAUCUAUCUAUCUCCUUCUUUUUCAUAUCUAUAUAUCUAUCGACCUCAUUCUGUUCAUAACUAUGUAUCUCAUUUUCAUAUCUAUCUAA
Acanthosepion pharaonis is the source of this 651-nucleotide messenger RNA. The record is from the annotation of a GenBank genome assembly. Lineage: Eukaryota; Metazoa; Mollusca; Cephalopoda; Sepiida; Sepiidae.